CAUUCUCUUGUUUCAGCAGUAUAUAACAUGUACGACCCAUGUGUGUUAUCAUGAACCAAAUGGAUAUGAUCAAUUCCGAGAAAACAUGUGUGACGAGUGCAGAUUUGAACGGCAAAGAUAACAUACCAGAUGAAAGUUUACCUGGAGGUCUCAAGAAAAAGCUAUUGCCAAAACACAUCGCCAUGAUAGUUGACGGUAAUCGUAGGUGGGCAGUGCAAAAAGGUUUGUCUGCUAUGUUUGGUCACAAUGCUGGCAGAAUGAUACUAAUGCCUCUUCUCCGGCUAUGUUCGAAACUAGAGAUCAAAGUCGUAUCAUUUUUUGUAUUUUCUACUGAAAAUUGGCGUCGGCCAACUGAGGAAAUUAAUUUUCUCAUGAAGGUGGUGGAAGAUUUAUUAAGGGUAGAUGGGGAAGAACUUCAUAGUCAUGGUUGUCGAGUAAGCGUGAUGGGGGACAAAUCAAAGCUUUCGGAGACGCUACAAAAACUAUCAACAGAAAUCGAGGAGAAAUCACGAACGAAUUCAGGAACACAUAUCAUUUUUGCAAUCAACUACAGUGGUAAACAUGACAUAAUUAAAGCUUGCAAGAACCUUGCUACCCAAGUCAAAGAUGGUGUUAUUCUACCAAACCAAAUUAAUGAAAACAUUUUCGCACAACAACUCUAUACCAACUAUAUUGAUUUUCCUUGCCCGGAUCUGGUCAUACGUACAAGUGGCGAAAUUAGGAUCAGUAAUUUUAUGUUGUGGCAGAUGGCAUACAGCAAGCUUUAUUUCACGAAGAAAUAUUUUCCUGAUUUUGGAGAAAAUGAUCUCAUUGAGGCUUUACGUGCAUUUCAAAGGACACAAUGAUGUUUGUGUUAGCUCAAUAAAUAAAGUGGAUGUAUUUUCGAAUCGAAUGUUAGUUUUGAAUAAGGUUGCAGUUUCUGAUUUAGCCUUGUAAGCCUUACGUGUAUCUUUUUCUCAUUAGUUGUUGGAAUUAUAAUAAUCAUUGCA
Helianthus annuus (common sunflower) is the source of this 989-nucleotide messenger RNA. RefSeq names its product dehydrodolichyl diphosphate synthase 2. Gene Ontology annotation, biological process: polyprenol biosynthetic process; response to cold; plastid membrane organization. Gene Ontology annotation, cellular component: chloroplast stroma. The transcript has 3 exons. The record is from RefSeq and is a predicted model, not a curated record. Bases 39 to 845 code for a protein of 268 amino acids. NCBI's taxonomy places the organism in Eukaryota, Viridiplantae, Streptophyta, Magnoliopsida, Asterales, Asteraceae.